GCGGAACAACAGUUAGUUGAUUGCGCCCAGGCUUUUAACAACCAUGGCUGCAGUGGGGGUCUGCCAAGCCAAGCCUUCGAAUACAUAUUGUAUAACAAAGGGCUCAUGGGGGAGGAUGCCUACCCGUACCGGGCCGAGAACGGCACCUGCAAGUUCCAGCCGGAGAAGGCUGUAGCGUUUGUCAAGGAUGUUAUCAAUAUCACGCAGUAUGAUGAGAAUGGCAUGGUGGAAGCUGUGGGGAAGCACAACCCGGUGAGCUUUGCGUUUGAGGUGACGGGUGACUUCAUGCACUACAGAAAAGGUGUCUAUUCAAACCCACGAUGUGAGCACACUCCUGACAAGGUGAACCACGCUGUCCUCGCUGUGGGGUACGGAGAAGAAAACGGGACCCCUUACUGGAUUGUGAAGAACUCCUGGGGCCGGCUGUGGGGCAUGGAUGGGUACUUCCUUAUUGAACGGGGCAAGAAUAUGUGUGGUCUUGCUGCUUGUGCAUCUUACCCGGUUCCUCAGGUGUAA
This is a messenger RNA of Balearica regulorum gibbericeps (East African grey crowned-crane), 516 nucleotides long. NCBI's taxonomy places the organism in Eukaryota, Metazoa, Chordata, Aves, Gruiformes, Gruidae. The record is from RefSeq and is a predicted model, not a curated record.